Pezoporus flaviventris is the source of this 1146-nucleotide messenger RNA. It is a transcript of the gene ANKRD22, whose product is annotated as ankyrin repeat domain 22. Gene Ontology annotation, molecular function: protein binding. The record is from RefSeq and is a predicted model, not a curated record. Lineage: Eukaryota; Metazoa; Chordata; Aves; Psittaciformes; Psittacidae. The transcript has 6 exons. Bases 452 to 1027 code for a protein of 191 amino acids.
GGGUGACAAACCAGCUACCAUUCAUAGUUACUUGUUUUAAAUAUUUGGUUCAUGUUUUGUUUUUUUUUACCCUUUUCUCCUCCCUUUCUUUGCUUGUGAAACCUUCUUCCUCUCUCCCUCCUACCCUCCUCAGCCUGUUUUGCUACUUUCCUUUUUAGGCAACUGGAGGGUGUUAUUGCAAAAAUGACAAAGGAAAAUGCUUGUGUGUUGUAACUUGUUCUGUCAGUCUCCUGUAAGCUGCUGUUCUCAGGUUUACCUCCUUGGGUUGGGUUUCUGAAGACAAUUGUUUCAUGCUAUCAAGUGGAAAACAUUUGAAGGAAAUGUAUCUAAAGAAAGAGUGAUACUUUUAAGUUAAAUAUUAACCAGAUUCAAACAAACUCAAGAAUAUUUCAAGUGAGGUUAACUUGUUGGGCUGGUGAACAAGAACGAACUCAAGCAGUGAAGAAUAGGCAUGGGGAUACUCUAUUCAGAGCCCAUUUGUCAGGCAGCUUAUAAUAACGAUUUCAGCGAAGUUCAGUCCCUUCUGGAGCGUGACAGCAACUGUCUGAAUAUCCGGGACAGCUUCAGUGGAGACACCCCAUUAAUUUGUGCAUGUAAACAGGGAAACAACAGGAUAGUUAGCUAUCUUCUAAAAAGAAAUGCUGAUGUCAACCUCAGAAACAAGAAGGACCGCACUUGUCUGCAUUAUGCUGUGAGAAAAAGGUUUACCUUCCUUGACUAUGUGCUCAUCAUUAUCCUCAUGCCAGUGAUGCUUAUUGGAUACCUUCUUAUGGUCUCGAAGACUAAACAGAAUGAAAACCUGAUCAAGAUGUUGCUUAGAGCUGGAGCCGAUGUUAACGCUACAGACUUUUCAGGCAGCACAGCACUUCACUAUGCUUGUAAAAUGAACAACCAGGCAGUUAUUCCUCUACUGCUUCAAGCUCAUGCAGACACUUCUUUAAAGAAUCAGGAUGGUGAGACUCCCUUAGAUAUAGCAAGAAGACUGCAGUUCCACAGCAUUGAAAGUAUGCUAUGGAAAAAUUCCUAGUCAUUGAGGACUCCUGAACAUGCAGAAAAUUACCUCAUCUGGGGAUCCAUCUUGUGCAGCAGCGGGAGUCCUGCAGAGGGUUGAGGGCUCUUUCUUGAUAAAGACUUGGUCCAAAUCCA